Austrofundulus limnaeus is the source of this 14402-nucleotide messenger RNA. RefSeq names its product apolipoprotein Ba (gene apoba). Gene Ontology annotation, biological process: cholesterol transport; lipoprotein transport; cholesterol homeostasis. Gene Ontology annotation, cellular component: low-density lipoprotein particle; mature chylomicron; very-low-density lipoprotein particle. Gene Ontology annotation, molecular function: cholesterol transfer activity; low-density lipoprotein particle receptor binding. The record is from RefSeq and is a predicted model, not a curated record. Bases 204 to 13358 code for a protein of 4384 amino acids. The transcript has 29 exons. Lineage: Eukaryota; Metazoa; Chordata; Actinopteri; Cyprinodontiformes; Rivulidae.
UGAAAUUUUCACCUGAAGACAAACAGGAAUCCUCAACUUUCGGCCACUUUCCCAACAAGAACCUUCAGGUCAAGGCAGAGUUUGAACUUUGAACUGCGUGAUGUCAUUGUCGCUCGGCACAACAGAGAAGAGGGACUUUAUAAAAGAUCUGAGGAGACCUGUUGCAGUGUUUUUCAUCCCUGCGGGGGGCUGAAGAAGCCAUCAUGGGCUACAACAAGCUGUGGCUGAUACUGCUGCUGAGCGGCUGCUCUGUGGCACAGUAUCACAAAGAAACACCUACAUGUCAAUUGGCAUCCAGAUUCAAGCUUCAUAAGAAAUACGUGUAUCAGUAUGCUGCUGAGAGUCAGAAUGGGGUUCUGGGAACUGCCAACCUACAAAAUGGCCCAAAAGUCUCCUGUCAGGUAGAGAUCGAAGUCCCCCAGAUGUGCAGGUUCAUCAUGCACACCAGAGACUGCACGCUCAGUGAAGUGUCCGUCAUGGACCCCCAGGGUCGGCCGGUCUUCGAGCCGGUGCCCGGCUCCGAUGCCUUCAAAGCCAGCAUGGAAAAGAACCCUCUGAAGUUCUCUGUGGAUUCUGAGACUCGUGUUCAGGUUUACCCCGAAACCGACGAGGCCGUGAACAUCCUGAACAUUAAAAGAGGGAUUGUUUCUGCUUUCCUGGUGCCCGCUAUGGCGGAAGGCCAGAGCAGCCUCAUGAGCACGGUGCAUGGCCGGUGUUUAACAGGUCACACAGUGAUUUCCAGACAGGAAGAUGUCACAGACGUGACACUUACCAGAGAUCUGUCCCAGUGUGACCAGUUCUACAGCAGAACCCUGAUAAACAGCCCACUGGCUCUGCUGCAACAACUGCACAACCCCAUGUCUAAACUCAUAAGAAGCACCCAGAGCUGCAGCUACCAGCUGGAUAACAGAGGAGAUCACAUCAUCUCCGCCACGUGCUCAGAGAAACACAGAUAUCUGCCAUUUUCCCACCAGGGAAAUGGAAUCUCAUCUGUGGUGACCCAGGAUCUCAGCUUUCAGAGCGUGAAAAGGACCAAUAACAGAAAUUUUGAUGGAGAGCACCACCAGGCUCGACCUCUCCACUUCGAAGACCCGGAUGACAAAACUCCUCUCCAGACGAAGGAUGCUGUUCUGAGCGCCCUGCGGGAGCUGGUGGCGUUGGCAGGUUCGGAUCAGGGCCAGAAGCGAGCCAGCCUCUUCCACAAGCUGGUGUCGAGCAUGCGGAUGCUCCGGAAUGAGACCUUAAGCCGUGCGGUCGCCGCGAUGGUCGACGUGUCUCACUGGCUCACCUUCCAGGCCCUAUUCCAGUGUGGAACCACAGAGUGCACCAGCGCCAUCAUGCAGGUCAUCCGGACCACCGAUGGGGUCGCGCUUGAGGCGGACGCUCUGGUUUACUGGCUGGGUCUGCAGGCGAGCCCGGACGCUUCACGUGUGCGAGACAUGCUCAACAUGGCUCAGUACAAACAGAGCAAAGCCAUCAUGUACGCGCUGGCAAACACGGUCAAGAAGUUUCACCAGGGUGACGUGACUCCAGAGGUCACAGAUGUGUCAGAGUUCAUGAAGAUGCUCCUCAACGACUGCUCAGAGGACGUACGGGACUCUGACUUUAAUCCAGAUCCAACGGAGGUGGCCUUUCUCGUACUGAGGGUUGUUGGCGUCAUGGGUCGGGCCAUGCAAGACGUCAGUCCCACCCUCGUUUCUUCGGUUCUACGAUGUGCCAAGAAAACAAACGUUCCUUUAUCAAACCAAAAAGCAGCAAUCCAGGCAUUUAGGCUGAUGGAAAUUAACAAUGAGAUCAGGAACACUCUCAUGGAGGUCUACCAGGACCCUCAGAGUCCUGUGGAGAAACGUCUGGCAGCUUAUCUGGUUCUGAUGAAGAGUCCGGAUCAAACCCUCAUCAGAGACGUUGCAAACAGUCUGACAGGCGAGAGGGAGAACCAGAUAAAGAGCUUUGUGGUGUCACACCUGAAAAACAUCUAUAACUCUGAUCAAACAACAGAACUCAAAGAAGCCAUUGAGAUUGCUCUUCAGCUGUCACCCAAACACAAUAUCCUCGAUGGUUUGUCACAAAAUCACAGAAUCAGCUCUCAGCUGGGCUCGGUUCAGAGCAACAUCAUCUUUGACGACAGCAACACGAUGCCGAAGGAGAUGAUGGUGGAGGCCACGCUGGAGGCUUUCGACCUCAACUAUGACAUUUUUGAGGUUGGUGUUGAAGGGACGGGAUUUGAACCAACCAUUGAUGGUCUUUUUGGGGAGAAGGGCUUCAUCCCUGAAUCCAUCUCCAGACUCGUGCCGAUGUUCAGAGAAGCUCUGGACAAGGUUUCUCCACGUGGAGACAGAAUGAAGAGAGAGGUUCUGGAAGAUCAUCUGGAGGCGAUCAGGGAUGGUUUCCAGAAACUCCUCACCGAUGUGCGAUUCUCUCCGGCUCCUGAGGCCACAGCUUAUCUCCGGCUUCUAGGAGAAGAAAUAGGGUACAUGAAGACCAGUGAGAUGAGACAGCUGUUUGAGACUCUCUUCAUGUACUACAAUUUUUUUACCAGGGUCCUUCCUGCACAGGCCUUCAUUAAGCUGACAUCCAGCACUGAAAACCAGYUAUUUUUCCACUACAUCUUCAUGGAGAACGUUUUUUGUCUGCCCACUGCUGCUGGGUUUCCUCUUAGAUUCUCCCUCUCAGGUGUGAUUGCACCUGGUGCCAAAGGAGGCCUGACUCCCUCAGCCAUGACCAGCAUGUCCUUCAUGCCUUCAGUUGGGUUGGAAUUCAUCACCCAGAUGGGCGUUCACCUUCCAGACUAUGUGGAUGCAGGGAUUGAGAUGCACACUAACAUGUACCACGAGAGCUCGUUUAAAGCCAAAAUAACCAUGAACAGAAACCAGAUCAAACUGUCUGUUCCUGCUCCAGAAUCCAGCACUCAGCUGCUCAGUGUCAGCAACAAGCUGRUGUCCGUCUCAUCUGGUCAAACUAAGAUGGUGCCAUUCCUGAUGGAGGAUCGGGUCGACUCAACUGACUGCCAGCCUCUGUUCAGAGGACUGGAUCUAUGCACUGUAGUGCGCUACUCCAAUGCUACGUCAGUUGAACAGGCUCCAUAUUACCCGCUGACUGGAGAGACAAAGUUUGCAGUUGAAAUUCAGCCCACAGGGAAGGUUUCAGAGUACACCGUCACCAUCACAGAUGAAACCCUCAGAGAGGGGAAGAAGGGUCGACACAAAGUUGAGUCUCUAAAGCUAACCUUGAGGGCUGAAGGGGAAGACUCAAUGGAGGCCACAGUGUCACUGAAAUACAACCGCAAUAAAAAUCACAUCUCCUCUGAGAUUAUAAUUCCUGACUACAAUGUAGAGGCYAGCAUAAACCUGGCUGUAACAGACAGUGGUCAGAGCGGAAAGAAGACGCGAGGCUUCACCAUCGACGUCACCAACAAAAACAUCCCACAGAUGACUCUAGAGGGACGAGUAAGACAGGACAUGAUGAGAGAAGCCAUGCUGCAACUCCAGAUGGAUAUUCCUUCUCUGAAGGCCGAUGCAUCCAUCACUGCCGUCCUGAGGAAUGACGAGAGCGUUCUGUUGGACUUGGAGACAGUCGUCCACCUCCCUGAGACGCUGUACCAGCAAAGAGCCUCUUUAAAACAUGAUGACGACAAGUUGGAGUUGGAACUGAAAACGGACCUGAAUGUACAGAUAAAAGAGAUUAUUCCAGAUGCAGAGGAGCAACACAGGAAGCUACAACAACUCAUUGAUGAUUUUCUAGACCAAAGAGUGACGAAGACUGAUAUGAAACUGCGUCACAUCGUCAGUAAAGGAAUUGAGGCAGGUAAUAUUUGGCUGGACAAAGUGACUGCACGGUUCCCCUCUCUUGCAAACCUUCGCAGCAAGKGGAGCCUCUCGGACCUCACUUUGCCACCUCUGCCUGAAAGAUUGUUUUUGCAAUCAAACAGUUUGUUCCGAUACCAAUUCAACAAGGAUGAGAUAAUCAUCCACCUUCCUCUCCCAUUUGGAGGCAAAAAGUCRGAAGAACUGAACCUUCCGAAGACUCUGUCUGUUCCCGUCAUAGACCUUUCACAGAUAGGGUUGUAUAUCCCAGCCAAGCAGUUUGUGCUACCAUCGUUCACUGUGCCACCAUCUUUAGACGUCACAGUUCCACUUCUCGGCUUGGCCGAAGCAUCGACCAAGAUCCAUAGCAACUUCUACAACUGGGAAGGUUCGAUCUCUGGGGGCAACAACACUGUUAACGUUCCCAAUUAUGUUGUGCAGUACAAGGCUAUGGCUCAGUCACCUUUAAGCCUGCUGUCAUACAAAUUGGAAGGGGCCGGGAUGGUAUCAGGAAGAGCAGAUGACCAUCUCAAAUACCUUCUGAGUAGCUCUUUCAGUCACAUCCUUAUUGACACAAGCGUCAGUGUCUUAGAAACCUUAAAGGUGACAAACAAACUGGAUGCAAAUGCCAAUUAUAAGAUAGAGGCCUCCAGUCCAUUAGGUCUUCAAGCUUUUUUUCAUUAUUCUGCUCAGUCYUCUUCCACUUUGGAUUCUGAGGAAGUCUUGGGCGAUGGGACUGUAAACGGACUCAUUAAAUUAGGUUCAUUCAACACCACCACCUCCUACACCCACAGUUACAACCUGCAUCCACUAGAUCGGGAGGGAAGAGGCGAGUCCACCUUACGCUUUGACUCACCCAUCAUCCAGUUUCAGAACAUGAUCCAAGGCGUUUACGCAAACUCAGAGUUAAACGUCGUCUCCAAAACUAGUUCCCAGAACGAUGUCUUCAAGCACAUGGCAGAGCUCAAAUAUAAAGACACAAAACUGACCCUGAAGUGCAAAGCUGUUGGCUCAGCAUUGGGGAAAUCCCUCAACAACCAAGUUGAGCUCGGUAUAUCGAAUGAUAUGUCCAUCCUCAGAAUCGAAUCACAGGUAGAUGAUGACACGAGCAGAGUUUACUCCCUCAUAACUGGGUCUCUUGAUUCAAAAAAGCUUGAGGUGAACUCUGAAGGUUCCCUCUCUUGUAAUUUGGGUCGUGGGUUGCAUAAAACUUCUGUAAGUGUUGGGAAAGGUGGCAUAGUCUUUGGUGGAAUGAACAGCAUUCAGUUCAGCUCCGUGACCGCGGAGAACAUCUUUAAUGGUGCUGUCGAUUUUAACGGAGCUUCCUUUGCUUCAACUGUAAAAUCGAUGUUUGAGGAGGGCAGGGGAGAGCUGAACAUUGAGGGUAAAAUCACACCUUCAGAGGCCUCUAUGAGUGGUUUCUUUAAGGGACAUGCUUACGACGCAUCCAUGAUGAACAACAUGAACGUCGUACUGAACAGAAGAGCUCUGACUUUCACUGGAAACACCAAGGGAACACUGAAACAGUUGAGAACAGAAAGCACUCAUGCCCUGACCCUCACUCUGUGGACAUUCACCCUCCGCUCCAAAACUGACAGCUUUAUCUGUGAAGAUGUUUACUACAGGCAAAACACAAAAGUUGACAUAAAGCCGUUUGUUUUUGGCUUUGACAUGACUAAUGACCUCAAGUUUUACGAUCUCAGUUUGAACAAAGAGGAUCAUAUGAAGCUUGAGCCAGUAAAGGUAGCACUCAGUGGAAGUGUGAGGGGAGCUUACAGAGAAGAAGACGAAAUUAAGCACACCUAUGAGCUCACCUAUGAAGAUUUAUCUGGCUCAAUGAAAUACAGGACAUCUGGAAACAUAAUGGAAGCAAAGUUAAGUCAAAACUGCGAACUUGAGUUUGCGGGAUUGUCUUUGGUGUCAAAGUGUGAGGGGCAAUUGAAUUCUGAACCAUUGCGCUUCAACGGCACAGUUCGCACUAUGGCUCUGCCUUUCAGCGUGAGCGUUGAUGCUUUGAUUAACAGCGAUGGAAACAUGAAUCUACAUGGGAAACAUGCUGGACAGCUUCACAGUAAGCUGCUGUUUAAAGCUGCACCCUUGGCUCUUGCGUACUCGCACGACAGCCAAGUUUCAACCACUCAUCGCCUCCGAAGCGGGGCAUGGUCCACGAGUUUAGGCAACAAAUUUGAAGGUCUCCUGACUCCGAAUGACCAGUCUCUGGACUGGAAAGCAAAUUCCAAACUGAACAACCACGCUUAUGAGCAGGACGUCAGUGCUUACAACAAUCAUGAAAAGAUGGGGGUUGAGUUUUCAGGAGCGAUCCUGACAGAUUUCCUCAACAGAUAUAAAAGAGCAAGACCAGAAACACAAAUGUUUAGUGUGACUGGUUUUCUAAAGUACGACAAAAACAGUGACUGCCACAUGAUUGAAAUUCCGUACAUUGAGAGCUUCCCUGCUGCUUUUGAAAAUCUCAAACACACAUUUGUACAAUCUUUAGAAUCCCUCCAACGGCUCAUAAUUAGUUUAGACAUGAAUCAACUCAUCACCGACUUCAGGGCCAACUUAGAUCGGCUCCCGAUGCACGUGAAAAACUUUAUGCGCAAAAUGGACUUGGAGAACAAAGUGACUCAAGUGAAAGAAAAACUUGAUUAUUUCAUCAAUGAGUUUGCUGUUACAAUGGAAGACUUAGAGGACGCAGCAAGCAGUAUUAAACAAAAUUCGGAAAUAACUAUAACAGACAUUGUCACAAAAGUUCYAAAUUUUAUCUCUAAAGUUGAGGAGUUUAUUAAAGAAGGACAUCUCGCAGAUAAGAUAGAAAGUGUAAUUUCACAUAUUGGAGAUCAGCUUCAGGAGUUUGAUGAAAAACACAAAAUAAAGAAUUCUUUUGUCAAAGCACUUAAUGUCAUCGAGGAUAUUAUUGGACAGAUUGACCUGCAAAAGUUCAAGGAAAGCAGCGCUGCGUUCCUGCAAGAGCUCGAUUCUAGAUAUGAAAUCAUGGAGACAAUAAAAGAAAAACUGUCUGAGCUCAGAAAGCUUCUUGAGGACUUCCAAAUCACUGACUUCUCAAAGGAUGUAAAAAAUUACCUCCUCUCAGUUGACUGGACCUCUUUUGUCGAGCAGUUCACAUAUCAAAUCCCAGCUUUGGAAAUACCGAAAGUGAUGGAAUCGAUGAACGAAGUCAUCGUCAACUGGAUCGAUGAAUAUGAAAUUCCCAACAAGCUAAACGCAGUGUAUUCUUAUUUCAGAGAUAUCAUUCUGAAAUAUGAGCUUAAUGACAUUUUUAAAGAUUUAAUGGAUCAGGCAGUGAUUCUGGUCAAACAGUGGAAAAUUGAAGAAACUGUACAGUCAGUCGUAGAUGCUCUGAAAACUGUGAAAGUUGAKAUUCUUUAUGAUAAAAUAAUGGACUUCUUGCACAGUGUAACAAGCAAACUCAGGGAAAUUGACUUCAGGAAAAGCAUUGACUACCUUAAUGAACGUAUCUCUUUGAUACUCGAGACUGUGAAGGAUUUUGACUAUGACGUGUUUGUCGAUGAGACAAACAACAAGAUUGUCGAGAUUACAAAUUAUCUUAAUGAAGAAAUCAAAAAAUAUGAGAUUGUGAAAAAGACAGAGGCUCUCAGACAGUUUUUCAGAGAGAUUCAAACCUCCAUCUAUACGUAUUUGGAUGAGCUCAGAAACACGAAGGUGGCCGACGCUUUAAAGAGAUUGAAAGAUGUGAUUGACGCAGCUUUUUACAAUGACAUCAAACUGAAAGCGCAGGAUAUCCUUGAGGACAUGAGGCAAAGAAUUCUCGAUAUGGAUAUUCGAGAGGAGAUCUACAUCUACCUUCAUAGAGCAAGUGAGUUUUACAGAAAUAUGAUCACCUACCUUUCUGCACAGAUUAAUGUACUAAUGGAGUGGAUUGAAACAGUGGCUAAUGACAAGGAGAUCCUCAAUCGGAUGAAGCAAGCUGUAGAUGAAGUUUUGAACCAACUGAAAAAAGCCAAGAUUGAAGUCCCCACAUUUYCUGUCCUGCUUACUGACCUUGUAAUUCCAGGAUUCACUGUCAGCCUUAAUAAARUGCAGGAAAUCAGCAUUCCAGUUCAAAUAUCAGUUCCAGAAAUCACAAUCCUUGGCUCGUACACAAUUCCUGCUUUCACUAUAGACUUCAAUAAGAUCAAGGCUAAAAUAGUCGCAAUCAUAGACGACAUCCAAGCAUUUGAGAUCCAAGCGCCUGACCCGGAGGACAUUUUUGGUAACCUGAAAGUCCUCUAUCUGUCUGACCUGCCAGACCUCACCUUCCCAGAAAUUGUUCUUUCAGAGAUAAAAUUUCCUGCGCUGAUCAUCCCAAAAUUGAAUCUGGAGGAUUUUGAAAUCACUAUGCUUACAAUCCCAGACAUUAAAUUACCCAAGAUCACCAGUGAAAUCUGUAUCCCAGCUUGUGGUAAACUCCAUGGAGAAUUUAGCUUCACUUCCCCACAGUACACUCUUGUAAACACAGCAAAAAUCGAGAACUCAACUUCCACACUGAAAAACCCACACUUUACAGCCACUGUUACGUCUCAUGCACGCUCGCCAAUCGAGAUCCUGGAGCAUGCGUUCGAAGCUGUGGCUCACCUGGAGGCUCCUAGAAUGAAGAAGCUGCUGUUCACAGAAACCGUGAAAGCAACCCAUACAGCCUUCUCAGUUGACCACGAAGGCUCCCUGACGCUCACCGGCUCUUCUGCUGAGGCUUCUGCGAAGACUACCACCAAGGCCACAACCCAGAUGUACACAGCUGAUAUGGUCAAUACUGUGGCUCUUUCAUUAAGAGGUGGAAUAUAUGCAGUGGUAGAUACAACAUACAACCAUGACCUAGUCAUCCCAUCAAAGGAAAUAUCAAGUCAGGCAUCAAUGAAACAAAGCAUAGCAGCUAGAAUAGAAUCUAAUUCCAUUACUGUGACCGGUGAAACAAGCGGUAAUGGAAAGUGGUCCAUUCAAGACUUCUCUGAUGAAGGUACACACAAAAGCAAUGUGGAGUUUAAUGUUGAUUUCAGCACUGCAAAGUUGAAGUUUUCAGGAGAAACGGACUGUAACACCCUAAAAUCAAAGCAAACACUGACUGRGCAGUCUGUGUUCUUAAGUCACUUUAUCGUAGAAGCUCAAUGUGAAGUUGAAGUUCCAUUUGUCAAAAAGAGUGUUACGGUUUUAAAUGGAGAGGCUCACGUUGGAGACUUGAAAGUGUCGCUGACAGCAUCUCAUGAUGCUGAAUUCAUGAGCGAUCUGAUGGGAACCAUGUCCAAUUCGUUGGAACUCGUGGUCCAUCCGUUUGAGAUAGCCUUUGAUGUUAAGAACAAAAUGAACUCAAACAUCUUCCUCCCUCUAAAACUUACCGGAAAGGUUGAUCUCCAGCAUGAUUAUGGUGUCUUACUGAACUCUGAGAAACAGCUUGCAUUUUGGCUUGCUUUGGCAAGGUUCAAUCAGUAUAAGUACAGUCACAAUAUCACAGCAGAAAAUGGCGAAAAGGACAUCUACUUCCACUUCUCUGCUGAAGGAGAAGCUAAUUUAGACUUUUUGACUAUUCCUCUCUCAAUACCAAAAAUGGCUGUCCCCUAUCUCAAAGUAGAAACCCCUGAGGUCAAAGAUUUUUCUCUGUGGGAAGAUGCUGGCCUUAAAUCCUUGCUUUUUAACCCCCAACAGUCAUUUGACAUGAACUUGAAGCUUCAAUACUAUAAGAACUCUGACACACACAGCUUCGAGUUGCACCUUGAACCAUUCUACAACAUGAUCCAUGACAAUGCUAGGAUCGUUCAAACUCAGUUUGAAGCAUACAGAGACAAAGUAGUUACCCUUCUGAAGAAUUCAUACAACGAUGCAAAGUCACAGUACGUCAAACACAAAAUUGACACUUCCAGUCUGUUUCCAAGAAUCUUCAGAGUUCCUGAGUACAAAAUACCAGUACUGAAUAUACAGGUUUCCCCCUUCAGUGCUGAAAUGCCAGCCUUUGGUUAUUUUGUCCCCAAAGAGGUCAGCACACCAAGCUUUAAAGUUCCAAAACUGGGUUUCUCUGUACCAUCCUACACUCUUGUGUUGCCAGUUCCUGGAUUCCCCGUUGUCCAUGUUCCAGAAACUCUAACUGAAGUGCAGCUGCCUUCUUUGACUUUACCAGCCAUACAGGACAGCAUUAUGAUUCCAGCUAUGGGCAACAUAACCUGUGACUUCUCCUUCAAAUCCACCAUCGUCACCCUGAAUGCUAACGCAGGCCUUUACAACCAGUCAGAUGUUGUUGCUCGAUUUGGUGCUUCAUCUGUGUCUGUGUUUGACAUUCUGAAUGGAAAAAUCGAUGGAACCACCAGCAUGACAAGGACAAGGGGUCUCAAACUGGCGUCAUCUGUGUCUCUAAAGCAUUACAAUCUAGAAGCCAACCAUGAAUGUUCUGUUAGCCUCAACAAGAGGAGCCUGGAAGCUUCUGUGGCCAACACUGUGAAAAUUAGUCUGCCAUUCCUCCAAGUGGAAGUCAAGCAGGAGCUCACAGGAAAUACAAAGACCAAGCCAAAUGUGUCCUCCAAGAAAACCCUUAAAUACAUGUUUAAUUUUCCCCAGAUUGCAUCUAUAGGCAAAGGAAACAUCGACAUGGAUUGGGAACUGGAAGCUCUUUCCCCUUCCUUGUCACUGGAUACAUUUACUCAAGGGAAGUCUGACAUAACAAUAAUGGACAGCUGUAAUUUUGUUGGAGAUCUGAAAAAUAAGAAAAACUUCUUUAUUAGUGUCAACAACCUGCGUACAACCACCAACACAGCUUUAAACCUAAAUAUAAAUAAACAGGACAAGCAAAAACGAAGCUUGCCCAACAACCUCGUCUCGUUUGGUCUGACCAAUGAUCUUGCUCUUGAUGCUUCCUUGCGGCGUGUUUUUGCGACACUUGAUUACACCAGCAACAACAAUGUUAAUUUGGAAUAUUUUGACACAAGUGGAAGCCACAUUGUCAGGGGAAAAGUAGAUUUUGUUCCUUUAACAAGCUUCAGAACGACAUUAGACACCGACGCGAGUCAGUCGAGUAGUUUGGGUCGUGCUGGACUCAUUCAGAGCUUCAAUCUGGACAUCAGCUCUGAGAAACAGUCCUUGAACUGGAACGGGAAGGAAUGGCUGUCAUCUUUCAUCCAUGCUCAUGAUUUAAUCAUUUUCAAUGAUGAAUCUGAAGCAGGUUUGAAACUGACAGAAUCAGUGGAGGGUCACUUGGCAUUCUUGAAAUCAGUCAAACUUCCCGUUUAUCAAAGAACCCUGUGGGAUGUGCUUAAAUUUGAUCAGAUCACAAACAUCAAUGACUUACAAUUCUUAAACGUCUCUUCCAGUCUUGUAUACACAAAGAGCAUGGAUGGCUAUGAGUUCCAAAUACCCUAUAAAGUAUUUGACAACGGUGUCAUGUUUAGCGUCCCUGAAAUUAGCAUUCCGAUGCCUUUUUGGGUCAAAAAGUUUCCUCAAUCUAUAAGGAAUGUAGACAUGAGAUUUGAAAGCGCUAAAGUCCCGGAUCACCUAACCCUCCCCCCUGCAAUCUCGGUCCCUGAUUUUGUUGUUCCAUUUACGGAUUUGUAUGUGGAACCAUUCACGAUUGAUCCAAAGAACCUUAACAUUCCUAAACUGAUUACCACUAAGGCUUUCAACAUUGAGCUGCCUGGCUUGCCCGUAAUAUCGAUGCCAAGCUUCGACGUUAACAUGGAGUAUCUACAGGGUAAAAUGUCGUUCCUGUCAUUCAGGAUUCCAGAGUAUAAGAUUUCUGUGUCCUCUUUUACUUUGCCCAAAUCUUUCACCAUUGGAGACUACACUGUCGGCCUGGAUGACCUCGUGGGUCAAGUUUCAAAUUUUCAUCUUCCAACUAUUGUCAUCCCAAACCAAAAGGUUGAAAUCCCUGAAUUUACCCUACGUCUGCCUUCAAGCGUUUUCAUCCCAACGUUUGGUUCCCUCAGCGCUUCUCUAAAUAUUUCCUCACAUAUCUAUAACAAGUCAUCGACAGCCUCUGUAAAGAAGGAGGACUCUAACCUUUUGACUUCACUCAGUUCCAGCUGUGCCUCAACAAUGGUCUUUUUGGAGUAUGACCUCACCGCUACUUCAACUGUAGCAUAUGACAACGGGAUGAUAAAUUUGAACGGGAUGGGAAAGUUGAUCCACAGUGACAUAAAUGUAAAUUGGCAACAUGUUUUGARGCAGCCUCUUAGAACUAAGCGUCAAAUCUCUCGAGGUGACUCUGCAACCCAGGAGUCCCGUCACACCCUGAAUAUCGACGUCAACAGCCGAACGUUUGCCGACGCGAACCUCCGCUUCGCUUCCCGCAAAGACGGCGUCACAGCGUCCAUGUCGUCUCCGUCAGCUGGUUUCCUCGGACUGCAUCUCCAGAGAAAAUCUCCAUCACAGCUGCAUGGAAAAUUGUUCAGCCGUUACCUGUCGUCUCCUGAGAAGGAUACUAACGUUUUCACGGUCAAGGCCUCCCUAAAGAACGCAGACAAGCUGGUCCUGCAGACCUCGUGGAACUGGGACUUCUUCAGCAACGCCAUGGAGGGCUUGAAGAACCGGAUUCCUGCGAUGACUAGCGCCUUCUUGAAGUUCGUCAACAAAUAUCACACCUCACACUUCGGAUUUGAUCUGAACCGAGGAGGCGUAAAACUGAAGCACGCCAUUUCUAAUCUGGUGGAGCGAGUUCAUCACGGGGUUUCGGUUUCGUUCACAACGGCGCAGGACUUAAUCCAAACUUUUGCCCAUCAGGGAAAUGACACAUUCCUGAAUGUUUUCGACAGCUUGAUGUCCACGGACUUAAAGGACUUUAGAGAGAUGGUGCUCCUCCACGUUAAAACAGCUUUUAGACACAUUCGUGUUGGAGUCGAAGAGCUCUUAUAUCCAGUCACAGAUUUUCUGACGAACAAAAAUUUCACAAUUCCUGGAUCAGAGAGGAAGCUUUCCGUCAUACAGAUGUUUGAGGAAGCUCAUCAGGCUGCGUCAGAAAGCUUUGACGUUGCAAGCCAACUGUUUUUUAGACUCUUGGAGAAGAUUUCUGCGUCCAUCAAAAGCAUUGAGUUCACCAUACCCGAAACUGACAUUUCCGUUAACGGACGCGAGCUAGUGGACGACCUGAACGCUGAAAUAAACGCUGCGAAAUAUCACCUGACACAUUAUUUGAGGAGCAAAAUGGACAUGCGGGUAAUUACAGAGAAAGCCGAAAGCCUCUACGCCUACCUGAAAGAGCGAAACACCGAAGUUAAGCCUCAGAUCGAGGCCUUUUACGCAGAAAUCCUUCGCUCCUCGAAGCAGGGCGCAGACGAGGCUCGGAGACGCGCAGCUGAGCGUAAAGACCUCCUGAAACUGAAGCUUCACGAGGCUCACAACGCUUUAACUAUGGAGGCGGUGAACAGCGGCGCCCAGCAGUUUAUCAGUGCUUUACAGUCAAAUGUCUCCGAAGCGCUCAGUGAAAGUGUGGAUCUGAUGAGAAAGGUGUCUCAGAACACGGCGCCGUAUAUCAGAGUAGGUAAAGAAAAGGUGGACGUAGAAAUUCCCUUACCUUUCCUGUGGAAAUCCUUCAACGAGUGGCCGACUCAGCUCAGACAGUGAAACUCUCUGACUUGGACUYAACAAAUGUGAAAAAUGUUUCCAUUAAGAAAAAAAAAUAUGAUUUAUACAGUGAUGACCUGCUGAAAACYUAAGUUUAAAACCUUUGAUGUUCAUGAAAGAAUAAAGGAAAUGUUGAGACGUCUGUUAGUUUUACUGCAGCGAGUCUUCAACAGGUCGGGUGGACGAGGUGAUGAAAAUCAGCUUUAUUCAGAGUCUUCUGUCCGGAUUUUACACACCAAUAAACAAACACCUUGCAGGUAAAGGAAAAAACAUGUAAAAUGUGCAAAUCAAAUAAAACACAAGAUGUGUUAUCUUAAAUGUAGAUAUGACUCACCUGAGUCAGCAUCCAGUAGGUCACUAACCUAGAUACCUUCAACCCUGCAGAAAUGUCAGUAUUUUUUUUAUUUUGAAUUCUAAAAUAAAAUAAAAAAUCACAAACUGAAAGGCAGGUUAUAAAAUUAAAAUUCCAGCCUAUAAAUGAGCAUAUAGUUUACUCAGAAAUGAAUAAAAAAAAAAUAAUGUUAAUGUUAAGCCUUUUGAUUAACUCAACAUUAUAAAAAAUAAGUUUGUAUUAAGUAAAGGUGUUUAGUUUCAUUUUUUUCACACCAUAAUUUUGCACGAGUACAUGUUAGAACCAAGAACCAGAAUGUAUAGCAAAGAUUAAAGCAGUAUUUCUAAAGGCAGAGAUGAUCAGGGAAACGGGGAGACCUGGGUUGCUGAUUUUAUUUGAUCAAUUCAAUACAUUUAAAAAAAAUGUCACGCAGAAAAUCAAAGGGACUGAGACAAUUCCAAGCAAUUGAACAUGCCUGCCUUAAGAUAAGAGAAGGGUUUUGUUGUAAUUACAUUAUCAGGGACACAUGGGCGCCAGCUGGACUCAGUAGAAAGGUCAGUUUGACACAAAUUGUGAUCAGACACGUCUACAGUACAGUUCUGCUUCACCCAGURAUGACGUGUCACUAAAAUAUCAAGUUUAUUAACCUUAUUUUUGGACUGUCACGCUGUAUAAAUGUUGUAUUGAAAAUAAAAGUCCAGUUUUUUCUCUUA